AUGGCAAGCAAUGACAAGGCCAGUAUGUCGCAUUUAUGCUGCCACAUUGACGUUGUCUAUGAGCUCGCGGUGGAGUGUGAGACUAAUGAGAAGCCGAACCACAAGCGGAUGGACGAUUCAGUACUUAUGAAACAAAGUACGUCGGUGGAUUUUCUUGUUGAAAGACACGGCAUCCACAUCACCACCGGUCAGGCCUCCACACCCCACCAUCCGCUUACGCCACUCUUUGCCACACUUCGCCUCACAGGGCAGCCGGAAGAGCUUUCUGAGAGCUUCUAA
Aspergillus niger is the source of this 279-nucleotide messenger RNA. RefSeq lists its product as hypothetical. The transcript has 2 exons. The record is from RefSeq and is a predicted model, not a curated record. Lineage: Eukaryota; Fungi; Ascomycota; Eurotiomycetes; Eurotiales; Aspergillaceae. Bases 1 to 279 code for a protein of 92 amino acids.